AUGGGCGGUUCUCCUCCUUGCGGCAACUCCGUUCGCUCCGUCAAGGAUUACCGUCGACAGGUCGCGACUUCGCAGAGGUGGCCGACUAGUCCGCCAAAUCACCCUCCGAUAAAAUUUUCGCCGGAUGACGCUGAGGGGAUUCACGUACCCUACAACGACCCUCUUCUUGUAGUCCAUGGAAUUGGGGAGUACGACGUCACCAAGGUCCUCAUCGAUACAGGAAGUUCCGUCGACCUCAUCUUCCGAGGAACUCUGCAGAAGAUGGGAGUCGAUCUCGACGACAUCAAACCAUCCUCCAGAACAUUAACUGGCUUCAACGGAUCCUCCGAAACAAUACUGGGAACAAUCCGCCUUCCGGUACACGCAUCUGGAGUCACUCGAACUGUCAAGUUUGCCGUUUGCGUCAAGUUCCCCGGUACGGACGGAAAAAUCAAAACACUGCGAGGAGAUCAAAAAGCCGCUAGGGAACUCCUAGUCGCCACAGUUAAACUCCAACGAUCGUCUUUAUCGGUUAACUCCGUUAGUCCUCCAACCUAUAAAGCCUGCUCCCAGGAAGGCGAAGUUCUCGAGUUACCUAUUGACGAUACCAAUCCAAGCCGGACUGCAAGGAUUGGUGCGUAUCUGUCUGAAGAUAUGCAGCGCUAUCCUCUUUCCAACAUCGACCGUUUAGUCGAGUCCACGGCUGGAAACGAGAUGCUCACCUUCAUGGACGCUUUCUCUGGGUACAACCAAAUCAUGAUGCACCCCGACGAUCGCGAAAAAACGGCAUUUAUCACGGAGAGAGGAACCUACUGCUAUAAGGUCAUGCCAUUCGGUUUGAAGAACGCGGAAGCAACCUACCAACGGCUUGUGAACAAAAUGUUCGCAGACAAGCUGGGCAUCACCAUGGAAGUAUACAUCGAUGAUAUGCUUGUCAAGUCGCUACAUGCUGCUGAUCACCUCUGUCACUUGCAAGAUUGCUUCAAAACUCUCAACAAAUACGGCAUGAAACUGAACCCAGCAAAGUGCACGUUCGGGGUUUCCUCAGGCGAGUUCCUUGGAUACAUAGUCACGCAGCGGGGAAUCGAAGCCAACCCGAAGCAGAUCUCCGCGGUCCUGAACCUCCCGAGCCACAAAAACAGUAGAAAAGUGCAACGGCUUACGGGUAACAAAAGGUUUAUCUGGGAUGAGAAAUGCGAGGAGGCAUUUACCCAACUCAAGCAUUAUCUGACAACACCACCCGUUCUCGCCAAGCCAGAUAUCGGCGAUAUUCUAUCUCUUUACGUUGCAGUGUCACAAGCAGCGGUCAGUAGCGUUUUAAUAAAAGAGGACCGUGGUGAGCAAAAGCCAAUCUUCUACACAAGCAGGCGCAUGUCCGGACCAGAAACGCGAUACCCAACUCUACAGAAGAUGGCACUGGCGGUCGUCGAAGCGGCGAGAAAGCUUCGCCUUUACUUUCAGUCACAUUCGGUGGAAGUAUUAACCGACCAGCCCCUCCGAACAAUACUUCAAAAUACAAACAGGUCCGGAAGACUAACGAAGUGGGCUAUCGAACUCGGUGCCGGAGUUCAACUACAAUCCCCGACCGGCGAACUGAUCAGACAGUCUUUUAGCUUCGGCUUUCCAGCCUCGAACAACGAAGCAGAAUACGAAUCUUUGAUCGCUGGACUCCGCUUAGCAAAAGCUGUCAAGGCCAAACGCCUAAGCGCCUACUGCGACUCGCAGUUAGUCGCCACAGAGUUCGAAUUCUUCGAACUCGUCAAAGUUCGCAGAGGAGAAAACGUCUGCGCCGACGCCCUUGCAGCCCUUGGAAGCAAGCUUCGAGACCAAGUUAAACGAACCAUUCCAAUACACCGCAUUGAGAAGCCGGGCAUCGAUAUCUCGACGGACCAAACCAUCGUCAUUGCCCCAAUCACCGAAACCGACAUGCUCGUUACUGAUGAAUUUGGCCCCGACUGGCGAACUGAGUUCAUCGACUAUCUCUCAAAGGGGGAACUUCCAACCGAGAAAUGGGCAGCCCGCCGACCAAAAACACGCAGUGCCCAUGAUGUCGUCCUAGACAACGAACUCCAUCGAUGGACUGCGAGUAAAGUACUCCUCAAAUGUAUCUAUGGUGAAGAAACGGUCAGGGUUAUGGCCAAAAUACACGAAGGCGCUGGAGGAAACCAUUCGGACGGACGAGCAUUAGCAAUCAAAGCGAGAAGCCUAGGCUUCUUCUGGCCGACGAUGAACGCAGAUUGCGAGUCCUACGCCAGAAGCUGCGACAAAUGCCAACGGCACACACCAAGCAUCCAUUGUCCAACUGAAAUGUUACAAACGACGGUCGCGCCGUACCCAUUCAUGCGAUGGGCAAUGGAUAUCAUAGGACCUCUUCCAUGCUCCCGCUAG
Molecule: messenger RNA, 2367 nt
Organism: Brassica oleracea var. oleracea
Lineage: Eukaryota; Viridiplantae; Streptophyta; Magnoliopsida; Brassicales; Brassicaceae
Exons: 6
Coding region: 1-2367 (788 amino acids)
Molecular function (GO): nucleic acid binding
Source: RefSeq, a predicted model, not a curated record